Molecule: messenger RNA, 1328 nt
Organism: Gallus gallus (chicken)
Lineage: Eukaryota; Metazoa; Chordata; Aves; Galliformes; Phasianidae
Gene: CHIR6A3
Product: natural cytotoxicity triggering receptor 1-like
Exons: 6
Coding region: 34-882 (282 amino acids)
Source: RefSeq, a predicted model, not a curated record
GCAGUCCCACUGUUACCAAGCUGCUCCUGCCUUAUGGCAUCAAUGGUGGUGGACCUCAUUCUCGGUUGGUGGCUGGUGGCAGCGAGCAGGGCACAGAACCUGCCCCGACCCUCCCUGUCACUGCACCCCAGCCAGGGGGUGUCCCUGGGGGACAAUGUCACCCUGCGCUGCCACCUGCCCCGGCUGGCUGCCUGGGUCUUGCUGCACCAGGAAGGAGGUUGGUUUUACAACAAGGAGAAGACGAAGGAGCAGGACGCGGCCGAGUUCUCCUUUGUUGGCACAAAGCGGGAACAUGCAGGUCGUUAUCUGUGUCUGUGCCGGGUGUCUUGGUCAGUAGGGGCAUUAGAGAAGAGUGACCCUGUGGAGCUGGUGCUGACAGAUCUCAGAUAUCCCCCAUCCAGCAUUUCCCUUCACCCUGAGCAACAUGUGGGAACAGGGACCAGUGUCACCAUCCGCUGCUGGAACAAGGACUAUGGGGCCACCUUCCUCCUGCACAAGGAUGGGAGCUCAGACCCUCUCAAGCACCAGGACUCCAGUGGUGGUGGUGCUGCAAACUUUACUUUCCUUGCGGUGACCCCAGCUGACAGUGGAACCUACAGGUGCUCCUAUCGCCUCAGGGGUUACCCAUUUGUGUCCUCACCCCUUGGGGACAGCGUGAUGCUGGAGGUGACACCCACCCCUGCACCCCCAGGGACACCCAAACUCCCGGACCCCACAGGUGCCGAGGAGCAGUCCCGUGCCAAUCUGGUGAUGGCACUGGUGAGGGGCUUUGUGGCUGCAUUCGUCUUUGGCCUCGGAGUCUUCUUUGUCAUCGAUGCCCGCAGCCUCUGGAUACGGAGAGAUGACAACUGUGGUGCCCCCCCAGUGACAGUGAGCGUCUGACCUAAACUGAGAUUCGUGCAGUGACCCCCGCUGAUACCCCCACACCUGCAGUACUUCAUUUUUAAGGUGCUCUGGAAGGGACACACCCCAAAUUCCCCACUUGGAGCUCCAUGUUGCUGUAAUCCCAUCCUUACACCCCUAAAUCCCCAGAAAUCAAACAUCCCCAAAUCCUCACCUGUGCAGCUCAUCUCAUUCCCAGGCCCACCAAAUUCCUGAAUUCUCCUUUCUUCCUCAUUUUCUUCCCAGUACUCUGUUACACUUCUUCUGCAGCAGCCAUAACCUCAGUUUUCCAGAAGGUAGCAGAGAAGGCAAUAACACCAGUGUAAAAUUAUCCUUUAUCCCUGUCGCUCAUUCAUUGUUACUAGGACAUCCCCUAAUUUUGUUGCAGCGCAUUUGAUUGGCUGAUGGUGGACAGUUCAAUAAAUGGUCUUCUGUUGUUCCUCUGA